Molecule: messenger RNA, 4351 nt
Organism: Acyrthosiphon pisum (pea aphid)
Lineage: Eukaryota; Metazoa; Arthropoda; Insecta; Hemiptera; Aphididae
Exons: 13
Coding region: 851-4351 (1166 amino acids)
Biological process (GO): negative regulation of DNA-templated transcription
Cellular component (GO): nucleus
Molecular function (GO): histone binding; chromatin binding; zinc ion binding
Source: RefSeq, a predicted model, not a curated record
AUACUUCGCACGAACACAGUAUCGUGAGCUAUGACGGCAUAGAUUGAACGAAAAAUUUUUCUUGCCAAGAGCCAUUCCGCAUUCGUCUGGAAAAUAUACACGAGCCGAUAAUUUAUUGUAUCCCGACAGCAUGAUCCCUAUGUGGUGGGCACGUCCUGCCCAAUCGUCAGUACGACAGCCGUCGACAGCGCUCCCGGUGUUCAUCGGUCUUCCCGACGCUGCGCUUACCCGCAACAGGUUGGCCCACACGAGUCUCUCUACUCAGUAGUCAGUAUUCAGUCACUGUUGCACUGUCACGCCACGCGAUCGACUGAUCCCACGCCCGUUUCGUAUUUUGCCGUGUCCACCCGUCACUUUUGCGUACCUAUUGCUGGGCGUUUGGAGUCAACACCACGGCCGACACUCGCGCGUCCUGUGCGCUGCCGUAACCUUGUGCGUCCUCCCGGUGUCGAAAGCUGCUGUGCCUUCGACGGCCGUUGGUCAACCAGUCGAGUGUGUAUUAUUAUUAGUGUCACCGUCACCGCCGCCGUCGCCACCACCGACACGGCGCUACCUACCUCUGCGCAAUCACCGUCGCCGCAGUCGGCCGUGUAUCGUUUGUCCGCGCUCAGUCCGGUGACCGCACUCGGCGUCCUCAUCGUAUUGUCGCCUCCACAUAUUAUAAUAUUAUUGUAUCGUGUGAACGGCACUCGUCUUCGCCAUCGGAAUCAUUAUUGUAUUGUCAAGCCGUGCCGUCAUUCAUCGCCACCUACCUCCACGCAUCACCGUCGUAGCAGACAGCAGACUGCAGUCGCAGGCGCCGCCGAUUGACAUAUUUUAUCACUGCCGACCCGUUGUCCUGUGCACCGAUAUGGGUUCUAAUGAUAACUUUACUGAAGAAAAAAUUGAAGGAUCUGAUGAAAAUAUACAAACCCUAAUAUGUGUAGAACCAUUUGAAGAUUGUGAUUCAUUGCUGUAUAAUGGUCAUGACGUUACAGGUGAAACUAAAUUUCCGAACCGUACUUACACUUUACUUAAUGAAUCAACAAUAGUGCUUAAAAAUGAUGAUGUUGAUGAUUCAUUGAAUGACAUCAAUAAUAGUGAAGUUAUAAAUGUAAGAAACGAAUUGAAUAUGCCUAUACCCGAAGACCAAAUCACUGUGAGUGAUGACUUAGAAGAUGACUCUGAUUCUGAUUUAGAAAUAAUUGAGCCAUCGACACAAUUAAAUAAAAAUAUUUAUGGUGCUAAUAAAAAUUCAAACAUAUUCAAAAGACAAACCGAACAAAAUCCUUUAAAUUUAAAGGAAUUGAAAAUAGCCUCCACUGCUGAUAUUAAUUUGCCAGUUAAUUUAGAACAAAAUUACAUGAUAAGCAACGGAAUACCUGCAGGAUGUUCAUCGCUGAUGUCUUAUGCUUCUUCAUCGCAUGGAUUAAAAUCAAAUGUACAAAAAAGCAAUAUGAGUUCUUUAACUGGGUUUGUUAAGCUAUCAUCAAACUCAGAAUCUUUAAAUCAAUCAAAUAGUCUACGAUUAAGUGGAGAAACUCAAAGAUCACAGAUUAUAAGGGCAUUUGGUAAAUCUUCAAAUAAGUAUGAAAAUAUUGUGAAUGAUGACUUAGAAGAUGACUCUGAUUCUGAUUUAGAAAUAAUUGAGCCAUCGACACAAUUAAUUAAAAAUAUGUAUGGUGCUACUAAAAAUUCAAACCUAUUCAAAAGACAAACAGAACAAAAUCCUUUAAAUUUAAAGAAAUUGAAAAUGGCCUCCACUGCUAAUAUUAAUUUGCCAGUUAUUAUAGAACAAAAUUACAUGAUAAGCAACGGAAUACCUGCAGGAUGUUCAUCGCUGAUGUCUUAUGCUUCUUCAUCGCAUGGAUUAAAAUCAAAUGUACAAAAAAAAAAUAUGAGUUCUUUAACUGGGUUUGUUCAGCUAUCAUCAAACUCAGAAUCUUUAAAUCAAUCAAAUAGUCUACGAUUAAGUGGAGAAACUCAUAGAUCACAGAUUAUAAGGGCAUUUGGUAAAUCUUCAAAUAAGUAUGAAAAUACUGUGAGUGAUGACUUAGAAGAUGACUCUGAUUCUGAUUUAGAAAUAAUUGAGCCAUCGACACAAUUAAAUAAAAAUAUCUAUGGUGCUACUAAAAAUUCAAACCUAUUCAAAAGACAAACCGAACAAAAUCCUUUAAAAUUAAAGGAAUUGAAAAUAGCCUCCACUGCUGAUAUUAAUUUGCCAGUUAAUUUAGAACAAAAUUACAUGAUAAGCAACGGAAUACCUGCAGGAUGUUCAUCGCUGAUGUCUUAUGCUUCUUCAUCGCAUGGAUUAAAAUCAAAUGUACAAAAAAACAAUAUGAGUUCUUUAACUGGGUUUGUUCAGCUAUCAUCAAGCUCAGAAUCUUUAAAUCAAUCAAAUAGUCUACGAUUAAGUGGAGAAACUCAUAGAUCACAGAUUUUAAGUGCAGUUGAUAAAUCUUCAAAUGAGGAUAAAGUAACAUUGUCUGACAAAAUGAAUCGUUUAGUUUCUCAAAGAGGUUCUUCGGAUGAAGAUGAUACACCUAAAAAGUUAAUUUCUUGCAAAUAUGAAAAUUGUGGUACAUUGGUGGAACCUGAAUUAUUGACUGAUAAUUUAUAUUGUAGUUUGGCAUGUAAAAAUCAAAAACAAACAGUAACUGAAGAAGAACAUUUUAUCGAUGAAACUUCCAAUCCAACUGAAAAAACUACAGUUGAUCGUAAUCACGAUUUAACAAAAUUAAAAAAUAGAAUUAAUAAGGUGAAACCGUUGUUAAAAACUUCUUGUCCAGAAGAAAAUACCUAUUUUAAUGAACAAAUUUUAAGUGCAGUUGAUAAAUCUUCAUAUGAGGAUAAAGUAACAUUGUCUGACAAAAUGAAUCGUUUAGUUUCUCAAAGAGGUUCUUCCGAUGAAGAUGAUACACCUAAAAAGUUAAUUUCUUGCAAAUAUGAAAAUUGUGGUACAUUGGUGGAACCUGCAUCAUUGACUGGUGAUUUAUAUUGUAGUUUGGCAUGUAAAAACCAAAAACAAACAGUAACUGAAGAAGAACAUUUUACCGAUGAAACUUCCAAUCCAACUGAAAAAACUACAGUUGAUCGUAAUCACGAUUUAACAAAAUUAAAAAAUAGAAUUAAUAAGGAGAAACAGUUGUUAAAAACUUCUUGUCCAGAAGAAAAUACCGAUUUGAAUGAACAAAUAAUGAUAGAAGAUAAAGAUGUUUUAAAAUAUAUGACAGGGUUUCAACUCAGAUCUGCACCGUUACAAUUUUUUGAUAGACCUUUCCCUGCUGAAAAGAACCUAUUCGUAGUAGGAGAAAAACUGGAAGGAAUUGAUCCUAAAUAUGAAGCAUUAUUCUGUGUGAUGACUGUGUCAGAAGUUUGUGGAUACCGUAUUCAAUUACAUUUUGAUGGUUUUGGAUCUGAAUAUGAUUUUUGGGUAAAUGCGGAUUGCCCAGAUUUAUUUCAUGCAGGAUGGUGUGAAUUGAAUUCGCGCAUUCUACAACCACCAUGUAAUUAUCGGAAAGUAUUUGAUUGGACUGAUUAUCUUAGAGAAUGUCAAGCUGUAGCUGCUCCAAAAUGCAAUUUUGUCUCCACUAAAAACCUUAAUAGUUGUAAAAAUCCACACAAAUUUCAAAUUGGAGGUAAAUUAGAAGCAUUAGAUAAAUUAACCCGUACACAUUCAGAACAGUUAAUAUAUGUUGCUACUAUUGCUGAUAUUUUGGGUAAUCGUAUUCGUAUUCAUUUCGAUGGGUGGCCAGAUGAUUUUGAUUACUGGGCGGAUAUUACAUCAAACUAUAUACAUCCAAUAGGGUGGUGUGAAAAAAAUGGUCGUACUUUAUUUCCACCUAAAUAUUAUAAAGCUAAGAAAGGAAGAAAACCUUUUAAUUGGACUGAAUACUUAGCAGAGACUAAGAGUGAACCUGUGCCUGAGGAUGCAUUUGUUCGCAGACCUUUACGAGAUUUUUGUAUUGGAAUGGUUAUAGAAGUUUUUGAUCUUGUUGUUCCAAAACUAUUAAGAAUUUCUAAUGUAGUAGAUGUUAGAGGUGAUGAAUUAAAAAUUGUUUAUGAUGGAUUUGAUAAUGAUCAUGCAUAUUGGAUUGAAGACGAUAGUCCAGAUAUUCAUCCUGUUGGAUGGUCGUCAAAAAUUAACCAUCCAAUUGAACUGCCUCCAGCAUCUAAUACACUUUGGAGUUGCAAUAUUCAUGGCUGUAAAGGUUAUGGCAAUUCAUCAGAUCAUUUGAUAAUUGAUCAUGUUGGAAUACAAGAUUGUCCAUAUGAAAUGGAUGCAUGGAAAAACGCUGUUGCUAGGUUGUCAAAUGUGCCUGAUCGAUUGAAAAAUCAUAAUAUUUUAACUACCACAACAUUGACAAGGUAG